Copidosoma floridanum is the source of this 917-nucleotide messenger RNA. RefSeq lists its product as uncharacterized. Lineage: Eukaryota; Metazoa; Arthropoda; Insecta; Hymenoptera; Encyrtidae. The record is from RefSeq and is a predicted model, not a curated record.
GAACAUCAAAAUAUUUCGAUGAAGUUGAAAAAAAAUCGCAGACCAAGUCUCCAUCAAACACAGGAGUGAGGGAUAAAACUGUUAGGCGAAUUCAACCAGUCUUAAUUGUCAAAGAUAUUAUUCCAAAUUCUGCGGAUGAAGUUUUUGAAGACUUUCUAAAAGCCUGUGCUAAUUAUGAAAAGGCUGAUGAAGAAACUAAAGUAAUUCUUGAAAAGUUGCAAAAGAAAUACAACAAGCUUGAUUCAUUCAACAAAGAUGAUAGAGACUUCAUACUUUUUCUUCGAAAUCGCUUGAACAAUAUAACUCAUAAAAAAGCUAAAUUUUACCAAACUAUAUUUGAAGUUCGUGAGGAAAUCAGUAGACGCAUAAUUAAACUAAAAAAAGAUAAAUCAACACGAGAAAAAGGCAGUGAAUCAGACACAGAACCAAAAUAUACUAAAGACGAGUUGAAAAAAAUUAAAAUAUUAGAGAAGGUUAUAAAAGAAUGCCGAAGAAGAAUCAAAGAACUAGAAACAGCAGACGUAAUCUUUGAUGAUGAUGACGACUCAGCGUAUUUAAAGGAAGAUAGGUAUAAAAGAAAAUAUGUACAGUUAUGCCAAGCACUUAGUGAUAUAGCAAGAGAUAAAAAACUAAAAUCAGAAAUAAUGAAGAAAAAAAUUACGUUGAAUGAUAUCCAAGAUGAAAUGACCGGUAUUAAGGCCAUUGAUCAAUCUAUCAUUAACUUUGUAAAUAUUAGUAUUAGUCGGAUGAACAAAUUAAAACACAUUCAGAACUUUAAUGCUGUUCCGAAUUAUAUUGUUCCACCCGACUUUUACGAAGUAUUACAAAUUAUAGAAAAACAUGACGAAACUCGGAACCUUCAAUUUACUAAACAAGAAAUAGAAUUAUAUGGUAAGUGUAUGAGUUGUUUUCGUUGA